Molecule: messenger RNA, 2116 nt
Organism: Salvia miltiorrhiza (redroot sage)
Lineage: Eukaryota; Viridiplantae; Streptophyta; Magnoliopsida; Lamiales; Lamiaceae
Product: U-box domain-containing protein 4
Exons: 2
Coding region: 197-1588 (463 amino acids)
Cellular component (GO): nucleus; cytoplasm
Molecular function (GO): protein binding
Source: RefSeq, a predicted model, not a curated record
AGAAAUAAAUAUCAUUUUCAUAAAUAAUUACGAAUGCGAUACUCCCCUAUAAAAUCCAUCCUAUCUAUCUUUCAGAGCUACUUUCCUCUCUCACUUCAAUCCGCCAUGGAAAUUCCUUGAACCUGCUAAAAUCUCAAGCAUAUAAUCACCUCUACUGAAAAUCCAAGACUUGGUUUGCUUUCGCUACUCACUCACCAUGGUCUCCAUAGACGAUUCACACUCUCAUUCACACUCCAAUCCCAACAUCAAUGCUCGCUACAGCUACAACCAAGCUCGCCCCUACUACUACUACACUCCACCGCCGUCCUCCGCCAAGAUAAGCCGUUCCAUGGGGCGCUCCAUGCGCACAAUCCGCUCCACCAUCUUCAACACCGAUCAGUCCGGUCCGGUCUGCGACAAAUCGCCCAACCUAUCGGAGAAUCUCACCGACUCGGUUAUCGACCUUCGCCUCGGCGAGCUCGCCAGUAAAUCGUCUACCAAUUCCAAGAGCCCCUCCUCCGAGGACAUCGACGAUAUGUUGGACAUCUCACGCGCCUUCAGCGAUUUCUCGGCGUGCUCCAGCGACAUUUCCGGCGAGCUUCAGCGCCUCGCGAAUCUCCCUGAUCCCGCUCUCAAUGAUGGCACAAGCUCCGACCACGAACCGGAGCCUUGUUCCGGAUUUCUACAGAGAGAAACGUUUUCUACGGAAAUUAUCGAGAGCAUCUCGCCGGAAGACCUCCAACCAACCGUGAAGCUCUGCGUAGACGGAUUGCAGUCUUCUUCAAUUGCAGUGAAGAGGUCGGCGGCUGCUAAAUUGCGGUUACUGGCGAAAAAUCGGGCCGAUAAUCGGGCUUUGAUUGGGGAAUCGGGCGCGGUACCCGCUCUGAUUCCGCUUCUCAAUUGCUCAGACCCUAUGACGCAGGAACACGCGGUGACGGCGCUGCUUAAUCUGUCCCUCCACGACGGCAACAAGAGCGUGAUAACCAGAGCCGGCGCUGUCAAAUCCCUAAUCUAUGUUCUGAAAACAGGCACCGAGGCGUCCAAGCAGAACGCCGCCUGCGCGCUGCUGAGCUUAGCUCUGGUCGACGAGUACAAGCUGUCGAUUGGGGCUUGCGGCGCGAUCCCGCCGCUGGUUGCGUUGCUCAUAAACGGUUCGGUCAGAGGGAAAAAGGACGCGCUCACAACGCUUUACAAGCUGUGCUCCGUGUCGUUGAAUAAGGAGAGAGCGGUGAGUGCCGGUGUCGUCAGGCCGCUGGUGGGGCUGGUGGCUGAACAGGGGACUGGGUUGGCUGAGAAGGCGAUGGUUGUUUUGAGUAGCUUGGCGGCGAUUGAGAUAGGGCAAGAGGCGAUCAUUGAGGAAGGCGGGAUCGCGGCGUUGGUCGAGGCGAUUGAGGAUGGGAGCAACAAAGGGAAGGAGUUCGCAGUGCUGACUCUACUCCAGCUUUGCGCCGAGAGUGUAAGGAACAGGGGAUUGCUUGUCAGGGAAGGGGGUAUUCCGCCGUUAGUGGCGCUGUCGCAGAGUGGGACGGCUAAAGCUAAGCAUAAGGCUGAAAGGCUUCUUGGGUACUUAAGAGAACCAAGACAGGAAGCUUCUUCUUCAAGUCCAUAAAAGGGGGAGAGGUAUUAUAGAUGAUUUAUCAUUGUACUAUGCUUUUGUGAUGGCUUGCUGUUGGCUGUAUAUAGCAAGUGUUUCUUGGACUUGUACAGAGAGUGGUUGAGUAAUUUGAGGAUUUUCAAAAAAAAAUCUCAAGAAAAAAUAAAAAAUUAAGAAGCUACUAGUUAGUGAUAAGAAGCUGACCUCAGUAGUUGUAUUUUGUGUUUGGUUGACUGGGUUCUUUUCUGGGGAGGGUGAUCCCGGCCUUUUCCGACUGCUGCCGUUAUGUAUUUUUUUUUGUUGUUGUUGAGAGGAAAAGCUGUUUCUUAGCUUAGUUAUUGAGAAUCCGGGUGAUCAUCCUUGGUUUUGUUGGGUGAGAGCCGAACGUAGUCUGGUUGGGAUUUCAGACUAGGCAGACGUAUAGUAUUAGUAUGGUCGUGUUGUAUUUUUGGGGGCGAGGGAGGGGGACUCCCUGCAAGCCCAGUCCUUUUGUUACUUGCUCUGGUAUUGAUGUGAAUAAUAUCUUGAAUAUUUAGCUGGCCA